CCUUCAUCAUCAUCAUCAUCAUCAUCCUCUUCUCUAAAGACAGCCCCCACACAAAACAAAUAGAACCCACAGUGGCAAUCAAAAGGACCAACCAGGGCACAUACAGAUGCUUGGAGGAGAUCCUAUCCAAAAGUACCUAACAAUGCCUGAGGUGGUGGAGGAGUUGAAGAGAAUGAAAGACAUAGGUCUACCAAUAACUGCCAUAAACCUGAUCAACUACCUCAAAGGCAUGAUAUCAGUCAUCUACAUAGGGAGGUUAGGAAGGCUUGAGCUUGCCGGCGGUGCUCUCGCCGUCGGUUUCACCAACAUCACUGGCUACUCCGUCCUCUCCGGCCUAGCCACAGGCAUGGAGCCUGUGUGUAGCCAAGCUUUUGGCUCUCGAAACCUCCCUUGCGUCAUCUCCGCUCUCCGUCGAACUAUCCUUCUCCUUCUCCUCGCUUCUCUUCCGAUAUCUCUCUUAUGGAUCAAUCUUGAAACCUUAAUGCUUCAUCUCCAGCAAGACAAGGAGAUCUCAAAGGUGGCCGGAAAGUACUGUCUUUUCUCUCUUCCUGACCUCAUCGCCAACAGUCUUCUCCAUCCAAUCCGUAUCUACUUCCGAAGCAAGGGACAGCCUCAGCCAUUGAUGUGGAGCAGCGCACUAUCUUUGCUUCUCCACCUCCCUCUAACCACCCUUCUAAGCUCCACUCUCCAUCUUGGCAUUCAAGGCGUAGCCAUUGCCACCUUCACUACCAACUUCACCACUCUUCUCAUUCUUCUUGUUUACACCCUUUACACCAAGCCUCCUCCAGAUCAUUUCUACUCACCAUUACCACCUUCCUCGCCGAAGCUCGUCGUUGAAUGGAGCUCCCUCCUUCGUCUCGCCAUCCCAAGCUGCUUAGCCGUUUGCUUAGAGUGGUGGUGGUAUGAGCUCAUGACUUUACUCUCCGGCUAUCUCCACCACCCUCACGUCACCUUAGCAACGGCAGCCAUCGUGAUCCAAACCACGUCCCUUAUGUACACACUGCCAACAACGUUGAGCUCAUCGGUUUCGGCUCGUGUCGGGAAUGAGCUCGGCGCCGGAAGACCAACCCAUGCUAGAGUUGCAGCCAAGGUUGCCAUGAUUCUUUCCUUCAUGGUAUCUUGUAUAAGUUUAGCUUGGACAACAGUUGGGAGGGAAGCAUGGGGGAGAGUGUUCACCGGCGACGAGGAGGUUCUCCAGUUGACCAAAACUAUUCUUCCGGUGAUCGGCCUUUGCGAGCUAGCAAACUGCCCGCAGACCACCGGAUGUGGGGUUCUCCGGGGAAGUGCACGGCCGGGCAUUGGUGCUGCCAUUAAUCUUUAUUCUUUCUAUCUCGUCGGAGCUCCGGUGGCUGUAUUGCUUGCUUUUGGGCUGGAUUGGGGCUUUGUGGGCCUUUGUUUGGGCUUGCUUGCGGCCCAGGUUGUGUGUGCUGUGUCUAUAGUGGUUGUAACGUUGAGGACUGAUUGGGAAAGAGAGGCUUGUAAGGCUAUGGAUUUGGUUGGGCCUUCGGUUGUUAUUGAGGAAAGCCCAAUAAAGCCCACCAAAGCCCAAGAUGACGUAGCCUUGCUCUUGGAUAUAUCUGAUUGAGCUGUAUAUAUAUAUAAAAUC
Dioscorea cayenensis subsp. rotundata (Guinea yam) is the source of this 1606-nucleotide messenger RNA. Its product is annotated as protein DETOXIFICATION 55. Gene Ontology annotation, molecular function: xenobiotic transmembrane transporter activity; antiporter activity. NCBI's taxonomy places the organism in Eukaryota, Viridiplantae, Streptophyta, Magnoliopsida, Dioscoreales, Dioscoreaceae. Gene Ontology annotation, biological process: xenobiotic detoxification by transmembrane export across the plasma membrane. The coding region runs from base 107 to 1585 and encodes 492 amino acids. Gene Ontology annotation, cellular component: membrane. The record is from RefSeq and is a predicted model, not a curated record. The transcript has 2 exons.